Nezara viridula (southern green stink bug) is the source of this 3479-nucleotide messenger RNA. NCBI's taxonomy places the organism in Eukaryota, Metazoa, Arthropoda, Insecta, Hemiptera, Pentatomidae. The record is from the annotation of a GenBank genome assembly.
AGCACCCGGGAGUUGAGGGUGCCGGACAGAGUGUACCGGGAAGCGGUCCAGCUGCUCAAGGGAAGAUCCGAGUUCACCCUCACAGCCAGCGCCAGGCAGGAGCCGCUCAACUCCGGCUCUCUCAUCGCUUUCUCAUCCGGCCUCAACAGGUACCUGGAACUCCAGUCGAGCGGACGAAAAGACGAAGUGCGACUCCACUACACCUCACCGUCGGAGCCCGGAGUCCGGGUCGAGACCUUCCCCUACAGGCUGGCCGACUCUUCUUGGCAUAGGAUCGCCCUGUCAGUAUCCGGACCGCAGGUGGAGCUGGUGAUAGACUGCCACCCGGUCUACAGGAGGGCUCUGGCGAGGCCGCUGGACACCAACUUCAGUUCGCCGCAGCUCUCGCUCUGGCUGGGGCAACGGAACAGCAGGCAUUCUCUCUUUAAGGGUGCGCUGCAAGAUGUUCGGAUCAUCGUCGGAGCGCACGGCUACCUGAGGCAGUGCCCCUUCCUGGACACCGGGUGCCCGACUUGCGGCCAGUUCUCCAGCCUGGAAGCUGCAGUCACCGGCCUAACGUCCAGGCUACAAGCGCUCCUAGACAGGUUGGAGGCGGCAGAGGUCAGGAUAUCUCAGGUGGAGGCAUGUGACUGCAUCAAGUCCUGCCAAGUCAACGGCACGGUCCGGGCUGAUGGUGCGUCCUGGCAAGCAGACUGUGACAUCUGUUCUUGUGUCCACGGGGCAGUAGAAUGCAGGCCAGUCCAGUGCCCCGUUGUGAACUGCAAGAGGCCAGUACUUCAUCCUGGUCAGUGCUGCCCUACCUGUCUCAGGACACUGUACGAAGACGGGGAAGUGGUCAGCCUGAAGCAGUGCGUGGAGUGCGAAUGCAGAGAUGGCUCGAUGCACUGCACGAGAAUCGACCCCGACACGAUGUGCCCACCUUUGGAAUGCCCCGUGCACAAACAGUUUUCUGCCCCUGACGAAUGUUGCAAAUUCUGUCCAGGGGUUGAUUACUGCAGCCAAGGUCAUGACUGCCAUAGCAACGCGUCCUGUCUCAACCUCGAAACAAGUUACGCAUGUCAUUGUAACGCAGGGUUCACUGGCAACGGUCAUCAAUGUAUAGACGAAUGUACCAGUGAAGGAGGUCUGGAGGGACAUCACUGCCGUAGCAAUACUAAAUGCUUAAAUACUAGGGGAGGAUAUGAAUGCGAGUUUAAUUGCGCCGAAAUAGAUGAAUGUGCAGCAGGGACUCAUGAGUGUCAUGUGCAUGCGUUAUGUGUCAACACUUUAGGUUCUUACCAUUGUACUUGUAAAGAGGGUUACUCUGGGGAUGGUGUUCACUGUCUGAGAACGUGCCCAGCUCCAUGCCAGAACGGAGGAAGCUGUAACGAAGAUGGUGAGUGUGCCUGCAGAACCGGUUAUACUGGGCAGGACUGUUCUCUGGAUCUUAAUGAGUGCGAAGCUGGGAUAGGUCAUUGCGAUCUUAGUACACAGUGCGUUAACAUGCCGGGCUGGUACUAUUGCGCUUGUCGCCAAGGAUAUGUUCCAGCCCUCACUCAUCUUUCGCCUACUCUCUGUAUAGAUGUGGAUGAAUGUGUAAUUGGUAACCAUACUUGUCAUGAGACAGCAGAUUGUAUAAAUGUAGAAGGAGGUUUCAGAUGUCAGUGUCCUACCAAUUCUACCGACUGCCGCCUGAGUAUGUUGUGUGAUAAAUGGUCAGGAAGUAGAAAAUGGUGGAGUAAUACCAAGAGGAGAAUGUGAGGAAUGUAGAUGUGUCGAUGGAGUGGUCCAUUGUACGCCUAUCAGCUGUGAUUGUGCUCUAUCCCCAGCGGUCCACUGCUGUCCGCAUUGCUACCCUACGGCAACAUCCUGCGUGCAUCAGGAGCUACCUCAUGUCAUCUUCAGGUCUGGCGAGCGCUGGAUAUAUCAAUGCCAGACCUGUGAAUGUCUUAUGGGUGAGAUAGACUGUUGGGAGGUAGAAUGCCCUCCCAUAUGGUGCGAGUCAGCAGUACUUUCAACUUCGGACUGUUGUCCUCGUUGCCCCUCUUCGUGUCCAGCAAAUACCACCUGUCCUCUUCUUUAUCAGCCUCACGUCUGGGCACCCUCCUGCGCCUCCUGUAACUGUAGGGUGCCAUUUUGUGACCUUUUGGUGAGCAACAAUGGGUUUUGUGUGCAUCGGAUGGGAAGUUAUCAUGCAGCCAUGGUUGGGAUUGUGCUCCUCCAACAUCAGCCUCGACACUUACAACUGAUCCUCCUACUCUUAGCGGUGGCGACAGUCGUAAGAAUAGGUCGUUAGAGACCAAUUUAAACUCUUCCCUGCAAGCUGUCUAGUCUUUAAUGGUUGUUCGUUUUUUAAAUAUAGGGGCAAUAAUUAUUUGUAAAUAGUUGUCGUUUUGGCGGAUAUUGAGUUGCCACAAAAUUUCGCUUCUUUAUUCCUAUAGACUUGAGACUGACUAGGGAUACCUCUUGUUUAGGGUGAGGAAAAAGUUUGAGCGAUUUAUGGAAGAAUUAUUUCGUCGAUUGUAUCAUUAUUUUUUUAGUAUAUAAAUGAAAUAUGUAUUAGUCUAAUUGUGGCAAACUGUUGAAGUAUGGUUGAGAUGUGGUUGUAUUUACUGGAAUAAGAAUUAAUUAACAGCAAAACCUUGAUUAUGUUUCCAAUUGAUUUGGCUAUCAUUAAUUAGAAAAUAUUUUAAUAAAACACAUUAUUAUAUGUAUAACAUCAUUUUAUUAAUAUAAUUUUAAUUUGCCUGUAUUUUGAAACUGCAUAGGAAGUUUUUAUGAGUGUACAGAAGGUUUAGGCAUUCAAAAUUUCUUGUUUUCUUCUUUAAUAAUAUUUAUCUAAUCAUAAUAAUAUUUUAUGUUUCAUAAUUAUAAUUCUAUCAUCAGAACCUUAAGCUCAGUUUGUACAUUUCAAAAUGACCAGAAACAGAAACAAUGGUAUUUCCAGAGUAACAAACAUGGCAGAUGUUGGGAAUCACAUUUUCCUUAACCUAUUACAAUUUUAAAUAGAAACUAAAGGAAGCAAAAGAAAAUGAAACAAGGAGCAUAAAAUUCAUUUGAAUUGUACCAGGAACCUUUGAAUUCAACAUUUCUCAAGCAACAAAAACAAUACGAAUAAUGCCUAAAUGUGAUACCCAGCACUUAUUCUAAACUAUUUUUGAUUUCUCUUGAAAAAACAACAUGAAUGAUCAUGUACAAGAAACAAAAACAUCAGUCUAGAGAAUCAACUGAUUUGAGAAUAGAGUUUGAUGAAAUUGACACUGAGCCAUUUUUACAUUAUUCCCCGAUUUUGGACUAAAAUAUUUUAAUAUCAUCUUAGCCUAAACACUGACAAUAAUAAUAAGAGUUCUUAAGUUCUUAAGAUGGGAUAUAAAUUAUGAUUGUAAUGAGAUAAAUAAUAAAAUUAAAACAAGAAUGUUUUGAAGGUCUAAACCUCCAGUAAUAUUAUAUUUCCAUUCUUUUAAAAAAUACAUAAACUUGCUAGAUUAUUUUAAUUUAUC